AUGGGACAGAGGGGCAUGUGCAAGGACAAGUGGGAGCCAACUGUACACUCGACUGGGAGUGCUAGAUGGACCCUGGGCAUUGUAAAGAGGCAGAGUAGAGAUUACUUCCGUGAGAAACCAAAUUGUAUCUAUGGGGAUUCAGUGGAGGAGAGUGUUAGCAUUGCUCUAACCUGUGAACAAGGCAGGAGCUGCUUCCAGUAUGCUUCAGUUAGUGACUCUGCAAGGGAGGAGGCUCAGGAUCCUCAGAGAGGGAGCAUUGCUGUAACCACAUUCUCUGUGCCCUUGCAAUCUCUGGAAAUACAACAGAAUCUUACAGAAUUUUUCAUGCUGGGACUCUCACAGAAGCCAGAGGUACAAAGAGUUUUAUUUGUGUUCUUUCUGUUUAUUUAUGUGAUCACAGUGUGUGGCAACAUGCUCAUAGUGAUCACCAUCGCUGUCAGCUCCAUGCUGGCUUCCCCCAUGUACUUUUUCCUGGCCAAUCUAUCCUUUAUUGACACCUGUUAUUCUUCCUCUUUGGCACCUAAGCUCAUUGCUGACUCCUUGUAUGAGGGUACAACCAUCUCUUAUGAGAACUGCCUAGCUCAGCUCUUUGGAGCCCAUUUCUUGGGAAGUGUUGAAAUCAUUUUGCUUACAGUGAUGGCCUAUGACCGCUAUGUGGCCAUCUGCAAGCCCCUGCAUUACACGGCCAUCAUGACCAGGAAACUCUGUGUCAUGUUACUGGCAGUGGCUUGGCUGGGGGGCUUCUUGCAUUCAUUGGUUCAGCUCCUCCUGGUCCUUCAGUUGCCCUUCUGUGGGCCCAAUGUGAUCGACCACUUCGUCUGUGACUUGUACCCUCUGCUGGAGCUCGCCUGCACGGACACCUACGUCACUGGUCUGCUGGUGGUGGCCAACAGUGGUGUGAUCUGCCUGCUGAACUUCCUCAUGUUGGCUGCCUCCUACAUUGUCAUUCUGCACUCCUUGAGGUCCCACAGUGCUGAGGGGAGACGCAAAGCCCUGUCUACCUGCGGGGCUCACUUCACAGUGGUUGCCUUGUUCUUUGUGCCCUGUAUCUUUAGUUAUAUGCGUCCACCAUCUACUUUAUCCAUAGACAAGAGCAUGGCAGUAUUUUAUGGCAUUCUGACACCUAUGCUGAAUCCACUCAUUUAUACCCUGAGAAAUGAUGAGGCAAAAAAUGCCAUGAGAAAAUUCUUUGUAUAA
Messenger RNA from Cavia porcellus (domestic guinea pig), 1197 nucleotides. RefSeq names its product olfactory receptor 4C3-like. Bases 1 to 1197 code for a protein of 398 amino acids. Gene Ontology annotation, cellular component: plasma membrane. Gene Ontology annotation, molecular function: G protein-coupled receptor activity; olfactory receptor activity. The record is from RefSeq and is a predicted model, not a curated record. NCBI's taxonomy places the organism in Eukaryota, Metazoa, Chordata, Mammalia, Rodentia, Caviidae. Gene Ontology annotation, biological process: G protein-coupled receptor signaling pathway. The transcript has 3 exons.